Zingiber officinale is the source of this 1445-nucleotide messenger RNA. Its product is annotated as protein SGT1 homolog. NCBI's taxonomy places the organism in Eukaryota, Viridiplantae, Streptophyta, Magnoliopsida, Zingiberales, Zingiberaceae. Gene Ontology annotation, molecular function: protein-folding chaperone binding. The coding region runs from base 104 to 1207 and encodes 367 amino acids. Gene Ontology annotation, biological process: protein stabilization; defense response to fungus. Gene Ontology annotation, cellular component: cytoplasm; nucleus. The record is from RefSeq and is a predicted model, not a curated record. The transcript is spliced from 10 exons.
UAUAAAUCUUCUGUACUCGCCUUCUCUGCGGCGUGGUAUUCCUGGAUCCGUUCGAGAUCGGACUCUCUCUGGCGCUCGCUCGCUCGCUAGCUCUUUAACCGUAAUGGCGACGGAUCUGAAGAAGAAAGCGAAGGACGCUUUCGUCGACGACAACUUCGAGCUCGCCCUUGAUCUCUACACGCAGGCGCUGGGUCUGGAGCCAAGCAACGCCGACCUCUUCGCCGACCGCGCUCAGGCAAACCUCAAAGUCGAAAACUUCACUGAAGCUGUUGCAGAUGCCAAUAAGGCUAUAGAACUUGAUCCUUCAAUUCCUAAAGCUUAUAUGCGCAAGGGUAUUGCUUGUAUGAAGCUUGAAGAAUAUCAAACUGCAAAGGCAGCUCUCGAAGCAGGUCUUCAAUUGGCAUCAGGAGAUUCAAGAUUCACCAAAUUAAUCAAAGAAUGUGAUGACUGCAUUGCAGAAGAGGCUCGUGGUCUAUCAAAGGAAGAAACAGAAAAUGUUUCACAAAGUUCAUUCUCUGCUUCCAAUCCAACUACCAACUUUGGGAAUACCUCUAAUUCUACACCUGAUUCAUCAAAUCAGACCAAGGAAGCAACUAAGAAGCCAAAAUACAGGUAUGACUUCUAUAAUGCGGCAAGGGAUAUAGUGUUGACCAUUUUUGCUAAGGGCGUUCCUGCUACAGGUGUUUCAGUUGAAUUUGGGGAACAAAUAUUGAGUGUCAUGAUAGAUAUACCUGGGGAAGAACAGUAUCAUUUUCAACCUCGUUUAUUUGCUAAGAUCAUACCUGAAAAGUGCAGCUAUCAAGUCUUAUCUACCAAAAUUGAAAUCCGACUAUCAAAGGCCGAGACAAUUGCUUGGCCUUCACUAGACUACAGUGACAAGAAAACAGUUCCCCAGAAGAUAAAUUUGCCAGCUUCAAACUCACCCAGACCAUCUUAUCCAUCCUCAAAAUCGAGAACAGACUGGGAUAAACUAGAAGCACAAGUGAAGAAAGAGGAGAAAGAUGAAAAACUAAAUGGAGAUGCAGCACUGAACAAAUUCUUUCAGGAUAUUUAUCGAGAUUCCGAUGAGGACAUACGGCGAGCAAUGAGCAAGUCAUUUGUUGAAUCAAAUGGCACAGUGCUGUCCACAAACUGGAAGGAAGUGGGUUCAAAGAAAAUAGAGAGUACUCCACCAGAUGGUAUGCAGUUGAAGAAAUGGGAGUAUUGAUCUUUAUUAUUUGUGGCGCUGCCUUUUGCAGCAAAAGUACCAAAGACUUUUAGUUUGAUGGGUAUGAUUUAAUCAAUCCUAGCAUGCUCUUGUUCCUGUUCAUAAUUUGAUUGGUUUGUCGGACAUACAUUCAUGGACCUUGCUGGUUGAUUGUGUCUUAUUUGACUCUUUCCUGUUGGUGUGUCUUUAUUUAAACAAGUUUCUUCUCUUUAUUCACUAGUAACUUUCAUUUGGGUAA